Eremothecium cymbalariae DBVPG#7215 is the source of this 3669-nucleotide messenger RNA. It is a transcript of the gene SMC1, whose product is annotated as cohesin subunit SMC1. The record is from RefSeq and is a predicted model, not a curated record. Gene Ontology annotation, cellular component: chromosome; cohesin complex; nucleus. Gene Ontology annotation, biological process: sister chromatid cohesion. The coding region runs from base 1 to 3669 and encodes 1222 amino acids. Gene Ontology annotation, molecular function: protein binding; ATP hydrolysis activity; DNA binding. Lineage: Eukaryota; Fungi; Ascomycota; Saccharomycetes; Saccharomycetales; Saccharomycetaceae. The transcript has a single exon.
AUGGGUCAGUUAAUUGGUCUAGAACUUAAUAACUUCAAGUCUUACAAGGGUACGCAUAAUGUUGGGUUCGGUAACAAGCACUUUAUUAGUAUUGUUGGUCCCAACGGGUCCGGUAAAUCCAAUAUGAUGGAUGCAAUCUCAUUUGUAUUGGGAAUUAGGAGUAACCAUUUAAGAUCAAACGCUCUUGUUGAUUUGAUAUACAGGGGGAGAAUGGACGAUCGUUCGGAUGAACAUGUUGCUAGUCCUAAGUCAGCGUAUGUGAAGGCGUUCUAUUUGAAGGAUGAUAAUGGCGAACAAGGGACGAAGAUUGAAUUCAUGCGUAUUAUCCAGAAUACGGGAGAUAGCGUCUAUAGAAUUGAUGGUAAGACUGUUAGUUUCAAACGUUAUGUUGAAUAUUUGGAAGGGGAGAGCAUUCUCGUGAAGGCUAGAAACUUUUUGGUAUUUCAAGGUGACGUGGAACAAAUUGCCUCUCAAUCUGGUAUAGAGUUGACCAAGUUAUUUGAGCAAGUUUCUGGGUCUGUUCAGUAUCAACGAGAGUAUGAGCGUUUGAAAGAAGAAUACCAGAAAGCUACUGAAGAAUAUGGCGAUUCUCUCAAGUCAAAAAGGAAAAUGCAAAUAGAUUUGAAGAGCUUCAAAGAGGGGGUACAUAAGGAGCAACAUUAUAAAAAUCUAUUAUCUGAGCGGACUAAAUUAAACCGGCAAUAUGUAUUAUGGCAGCUAUAUCACCUUGAGGACAGGAGGAGCGGGUUAAUAUCAUCGUUGAAAGACUCUAAAUCUAAGUUGGCUCAGUUGAAGAGCAAACUAACAAACGAAGAACACAUUUUGCAUAAAUCGAAAUCUCAAGCGGCGAAGGACGAGAUUGUCAUUACCAGAAAGAAAGAAAAAUUGUCUCAGCUGCAGCAAGAAAGGUCCAAACUGAACUCCGAAUUGCUGCCUGUUGGUAGUUCGAGACAAAGUGCAAGUAAACGGAUCAAUCAUAUUGAAAAGAGGAUUGAUUCUCUGAAAAGAGAUAUUACAAGACAAGAGUCCUACGUUCAACAGUUUCAAAACCAACUGAAAGUUGUGACGAAAGCCAAAGACUCUUUAGAAAUUGAUAUUAAAGCUUCGUCAUCAGGAAAGUUUAACUUAUCUAAGGAACAAUUGAAAGAGUAUGAAUCGUUGAAGGAGACGUAUUUGUGUUCUGGGGGUUCCGCUCUUGAAGAAAAGAUGACCUUGCUGCAGAAUAAACGGGAAGAGUUGUUAGAAGAAAUUUCCUUGUAUGAAAGACGUGCUAAUAUUUCCAAGUCAAGAAUAUCCGUUGAACUAAACGUAGAGCGUGAAAAGCUGGAACUUGAAUUAUCCGAGGUCACCAGAGUUCUGAACUCCAAGAACGCCUUGCAUUCUGCUAAAGUAAAGGAAUGGAAAGAAGUACAGUCAGCCAUCGAAUCUGCUAAUAAUAAGGAGUACGAAUUAAAUUAUAAACUUAAAGAAGUUUUGGUUAAGUUGGAUGAUUUAACUGCCGACCAAAGAGAGAGUAACAAGGAAAGGAAGCUAAGAGAAAAUGUGGCAACUUUGAAAAGGCUAUUCCCUGGAGUAAAAGGUUUGGUUCAUGACCUGUGUCGUCCAAAGAAAGAUAAAUAUGCACUUGCAGUUUCGAGUAUGUUAGGCAAGAAUUUUGAUUCCAUCGUUGUGGAUUCGGUAUCAGUGGCUCAACAAUGCAUUUCUUACUUGAAGAAGCAUCGUUCUGGUGCUGCAUCAUUUAUUCCCUUGGAUACAAUUGACAUUAACACUCCCACACUACCAGUUAGGAAUCUAAAAGGGUGUAUUCUAACUGUAAAUGCUAUCGAAUACGACUCUGAGCUAGAAAAGGCGAUGCAAUAUGUUUGUUCAGACUCUAUCAUCUGUGAUACAUUAGAUAUUGCGAAGAAUUUAAAGUGGGAUCGUGGGAUAAAAUCAAAGUUGGUAACUAUCCAAGGAGCAUUGAUUCAUAGAGCUGGCUUAAUGACUGGGGGUGUAGGUAGAAAUAAUACUAAUAGAUGGGACAAAGCAGAAUAUCAAAGUUUGCUGUUGUUGAAGGAAAAGGUUUCUGGACAAAUUUCUGAACUCGUUACUUCGAUCCGUCAAAACUCUGUACUGUCUAGAGGAUUCGAAAACGAAUUGUCAUUAUUAAAUUCAGAACUAGUUACCUUAAGGACUCAAUUGGUUCAAAUAAAUAGACUCAUCGAAGAAAAGAAGGUUGAGAUAAACUACCAUGAAGACCUAAUUAAUAGCGAGUACUCGCCUAAAAUAUCUGCUUUAAAUAACUCGAUGAAGGAAUUAGAUGAACAAUUGUCAAACAUAUCCAAGAACAAGGAAACUUUACAGGGAUCUAUUUAUAAAGACUUCGCGAAUAAGGUGGGAUUCACCAUUGCUGAGUACGAAGAACAUACUGGUGAAACUUUGAGAGAACAUUCCCGCGAGCUGCAGCAAUUACAAAAGCAGAUAAUGACAAUUGAAAACAAGUUGGAAUUUGAGACUGAAAGGUUACAAGGCACUAGAGUCCGCCAUGAAAAAACCAUUGGUGAUUUAGAAAAGGUUAAGCAAGAAACGGAGUCUUUGGAAGAACAAGAGUCUAAAAUUCAAUCCCAAAUCGAACAAGUCGAUUCCCAAAUAUCUCAGCACAAUGAAGAGAUUGAACACCUGCAAGAAGCCUCCAGGAAGAAAUACCAGAGCGUUAAGGCUCUUGAAGAGAUAGCCAAUGACCUUAAUGAGAUGGUUCAAACCUCCAAAAGAGAAGUUGACCAACUUAAAGACGAUAUUGAAAAGACAGGUAUUGAGAGAGUUAACCUUUUUAAAAAUUGUAAAAUGACCAAUGUAGAACUGCCAACAGACAAGUCGACUUUGGACGAAUUGCCCAUAGAACGGAUAGAUUCGGAGGCAAUUGAGAUGGCCAACAGCAUUACAGUGGAUUAUUCCAGCCUUGACAACAAAUACAAAGAAAGCGGCAGUAAUUUGACUCGAGAAGAAUUUGAAGAUUCCAUUAAGGAUAUUGAGAAUACUUUGAGAGAGUUGCAGCCAAACUCUAAGGCUGUUGAGAGAUUUGAUGAGGCCAAAGAACAGUUCAGCGUCGCCAUUGAUGAAAGUGAAAAACUGAAGGAAAUAGAAAGAGAGUCUAAAGAAAAGUAUCUCAAAAUUAAAGAGAAAAGGGUGAAAACCUUCUUAUCCUGUUUCCAGCACGUGACUGACCAUAUCGACAGGAUUUAUAGGGAACUCACUAGAAACCCUGGUUCCACAGCUGAAUUAGCCGGUGGUAGUGCUUCUUUAACCCUAGAAGAUGAAGACGAACCCUACUUGGCAGGUAUUAGAUACCAUGCCACCCCACCCAUGAAGAGAUUUAAGGAUAUGGACUAUCUAUCCGGUGGAGAAAAAACCAUGGCCGCCUUGGCCCUUUUGUUUGCUAUUAAUUCCUACCAACCAAGCCCGUUCUUCAUCCUCGACGAAGUCGAUGCUGCUCUUGACGUAACAAACGUGGAAAGGAUAGCUGCAUACAUCAAAAGGCACGCCAGUCCUAAAUUUCAGUUCAUUGUCAUAUCCUUGAAAAGCAACCUAUUUGGAAAAUCACAGUCCAUGGCCGGCGUCUUUAGGAACCAACAAGCAAACUCGUCAAUGGUUAUCACUACAGACUUAACUCAAUAUGUAGACGAUGUAUGA